AUGCGGUCACCCACGAAGAUCCGCACUCCAACUAAGUUGGUGCGGUCUGGAGAGGCUCGCUGGGCAUCUAAAGCAAAGGACGUGAAGAAAAAGUUAUUGGGGACCGGAGACAACACAUUAGACAGCGCCUGGCCACCUCCCAAACGCGUCAAACUGAGUAUUGUGGACGAUUUACACCGCCAAGUCCAGGUAGCACAGUGCCUCGAGGAAGACCUACUGCGAGACAACGCCCGUAUGAGGCUCAAGGUGCUGAAUUUGCGAGAUGAGGUGGGCUAUUACUACAGCCUUCUGGGCAGAAUUGAGCUCAUAGCGGCUGACAAUACGGGUCGAAGUCAGUGGACGCGGUGGUAA
This is a messenger RNA of Phytophthora infestans T30-4, 351 nucleotides long. RefSeq lists its product as uncharacterized. NCBI's taxonomy places the organism in Eukaryota, Oomycota, Peronosporomycetes, Peronosporales, Peronosporaceae. The record is from RefSeq and is a predicted model, not a curated record. The transcript has 3 exons. Bases 1 to 351 code for a protein of 116 amino acids.